AUGGAAACUUCGGCCAGAAGACGAACCAAGGAUGAUUCGACGGCCAAGGAAAGCACUGGAUCCGAAACGUGUCUCGAUGGAGCAAGAAUGCCGACAGAAAAUCCUCCUUUUACGCUGAAAGAUUUAAAAGAUGCUGUACCGCCACAUUGCUUCGAGCGAUCUCUCCUUACUUCGAGUUUAUAUUUACUCCUCGAUUUGACCGGCGUUUUCGUGCUGUAUGCGGCAGCGUUCUGGGUGUUUAACGCAUCUUUGCCGGUUUACGUUCACGCCGUAUUCUGGCCGCUUUAUUGGCUUUGCCAGGGUUGCGUUGGAUUCAGCGUGUGGAUUAUUGCGCACGAAUGCGGUCACUACUCGUUCUGUAACAGCAAGCGAAUCUGUGAUAUCGUCGGGCUAAUUCUACACACUGCACUUUUUGUCCCGUAUCAUUCAUGGCGUAUAUCGCACGCAAAGCAUCACCGGAAUACCAAUCGAAUGGACGGCGACCAAGCAUUCGUCCCUAACACAAGAAGCUUUCUGAAGUCGGAGAACGAAUUAGAAUUUCCAAAUAUCUUCUUCAGGGUUCUUCACAUUGUUAAGUACCUAACAAUUGGUUGGCCGGCAUAUUUGUUUUUUCAUGCUCGUGGCAGACCUUAUAAGGAAUAUCGGCUGCGACCGAAUCAUUUCAACCCUUACGCUCCCAUUUUCUCUCCUGGUGAUUUCUGGGAUGUGAUCGUGAGCGAUGUGGCCUUGCUUGUGUGGAUUGGUAUCCUGUUCUAUCUCAGCGCCCAUGUCUACUCAUUCGGGUGGUUGGUGUGUCUGUACGUGGUACCCCUUAUGAAUGUUAACAUGUGGUUGGUGAUAGUCACCUACCUGCAGCACUCCGAUGUCAAAGUACCGCACUACGCCGACGAGGAAUGGACUUGGCUUAAGGGGGCGCUGUGCACAAUCGACCGAGAUUAUGGAAUCCUGAACUAUGUGUUCCAUCACCUCACGGACUGCCAUGUAGCUCACCACCUGUUUUCUUACAUGCCUCACUAUCAUAUGGCAGAGGCCACCGAAGCCAUUAAGCCGAUACUUGGACGGUAUUAUGCCUAUGAUGGCACCCCCUUUUGGAAAGCAUUGUGGAAUACUGACAGCUACUGUCGAUUUGUCGAAGACGGCGGCAAAAUUUUGUGGUAUAAAUUCUUGCCUGAGCAUUGA
Pocillopora meandrina is the source of this 1179-nucleotide messenger RNA. The record is from the annotation of a GenBank genome assembly. NCBI's taxonomy places the organism in Eukaryota, Metazoa, Cnidaria, Anthozoa, Scleractinia, Pocilloporidae.